Messenger RNA from Plectropomus leopardus (leopard coralgrouper), 4603 nucleotides. RefSeq names its product ADNP homeobox 2b (gene adnp2b). Gene Ontology annotation, cellular component: nucleus. The record is from RefSeq and is a predicted model, not a curated record. Gene Ontology annotation, biological process: regulation of gene expression. Gene Ontology annotation, molecular function: DNA binding. NCBI's taxonomy places the organism in Eukaryota, Metazoa, Chordata, Actinopteri, Perciformes, Serranidae.
GAGAAGAAAGGGACAAAAGCUGGACCAAAAAUAACUUCUCUCUUGCAGAGCUUCUCAAACAUCAUCUUUUAUAUUUGACCACGCUCUUCGUACAGCGGUGUGUGUGGACAGAGGAUGCUGCUCGGAUGAGUAUCUGCGUGCAGCGCUGGCAGCAGACCCAGCUCACCGACACACAUACAUAUACACACACUCACACACAUACACACACACACACACAGUUGAGGGCCGGGUGGAAGUGGAAAUCGGUAGCCCUGCCGGAGGUGGCACAGCGACAACUAACGUUAACCUACACCGAAAUUGGACGAGGCUUGUGAGGAAUAAUGUAUCAGCUUCCAGUUGGAAAUAUUGAGAAGGUCCGAAAGGCUCGCAAGGCGGUGAAAAACAUCCUUGGCGAGAUCGGACUGGAAGACUGCCAAAACCUGUUGAAGGAACUCAAUGAAAAAUCGGAGAAGGACUCUGAAGAAGAUGAGGCCUUUAAGGAAACUGAGUGGUUUGAUUUCACAGAUGGAUUUAAUGGCAGAAUGGAGAAAAAGUGGCCUUAUCGGUCUCGAUCUCUGUGCUGCAGUCUGUGCAAGUACUCUUCCCAAAACAUCUACAACUUCAGGAGCCACGUCUCUCGCUGCCACGGAUAUGUGCAGUCAUUCUGUGCGCUGGCACCCUGCUCCCAGUGCCUCUUCAUCGGACACCCAAAGUCUCUCAAGAAACACAUGAUGUUCUUCCAUGCCUCCUACAUACAGCCGCAGAGAGAAGCGCCUCAACCCACCCAUCGUGGAAAUGAACGGUAUCAGUGUCGAAGAUGUGGAUUUCCAGCCUCCUCUAUCUUCACGAUGAAGAAGCACAUCAUUCUCAAGCACCUGGCCGGUAUGGCCGAACAGUAUAUCGGUUACAGAUCACACCUUCAAGGGACCACGUCCCUAAGAGUGUACUGUUGCAAGGUGUGCAAGGUGAACACUGGAAACUUGGACCAAAUGUUGCAUCACAUGCUGGUUGAGCCGUCGCACUAUUCAGUCAGCACACAAGUACAGAGUAUGAUUUAUGAGAACAAGAACUACACCAUUAAAGCAACGCCUAAUGGGAAUGGGGUGUUUGUGACAUUCCCAAGUAUUGCUCCUAAACCACAGCAACCUCAAAUGUUUAACAGUAAGUCCUUGGUUUUGCCAAGUAAUGGACAACCUGCUGGGACUGUGGUGGCAUUACAGCAAUUACAAGGAACUACAAACAGUACCACUACUCUGAUCUGUGCCCCCGGAACCAACCAAGCUUUUCUGCCACCUCAAGCGUCAGCGCUAGUGCAGCUAGCAAGUGCUGAAGCUAAAGGUUUGCUCCAGCCCGGUGCCACGAUCGCCCUCCGAAGUGCUUUACCCCAAGGACCAUCUAUGGUCCAGCUUCCCACGGUGUCAAACAUGUCUCUGAAACAGGCACCUGUGGCUCUAGCUCCGUCUGCAACUCUAGCUCCGUCUGCGGCACUAGCUCCGUCUGCGGCUCUAGCUCCGUCUGCAGCUCUAGCUCCGUCUGCAGCUCUAGCUCCAUCUAUCCAACCACAACAGACUCCACAAAGGCAACAAAUUCUCCUCCCAUCAGGACUGCAGGCCAACAUUGCAGCUGGAACUGGAGCUGUAUCUCAGCCUGCUGUGGUGACACAAAAUGUACCAACGAACCAAAUCGCCCUACCGGGUACGAUGCUGACAUCACAGUCCCUGCUGAGUCACCUGAUCCCGACUGGCAACAAGAUGAAUGGCAUGCCCACAUACACUUUUGCUCCGCUGCAAGUAGCAAUGCCUGUCUCUCAGAGCACAAAUACUCCUCUCAAGGCUGUAGAGCAAACAAGGAACUCUGCACCACAAACUAAGAAAUGGAUUACCUGUCCCCUCUGUAAUGAACUCUUCCCCUCCAACGUCUUUGACAUGCAUACGGAGGUCGCACACCAGGCAAAAUCCGCCACAUCCAAGUCAGAAAGCGUUGCGGCCCGAGCGGCAUUCUUAAAGAAAAUGCCCGACAAAACUGUCAAAUGUCUAACAUGCAAAAUUUUACUAUCAGAAAAAAGUGUCUUCCAACACCUGCUGCAUGGCCUGAAUUGUUUGUAUUGCUCAGCUUUGUUCUUUUCAAUCAAGCAGCUUGCUGAGCACGUAAAGCAGCACAAUCCCACAAGCAAAGCGUACUGUGAUUUCCUGAGGCAGAAGUACAGGGUCUAUUCUAAGGGUGUUGGAGGUAUCCUCUUCCCUUACUUUGACGUUCACACCACCGCACCAAAAGAGGUCCUAGGAGACACUGAGGUCAAUCUGGCCUUGGUCACAAAUUCCCUUGACCUAAUCUUCUUUAAGUUGCAGCCCAGCAGCCAGCCAGAAAUCUGCCCAGCACCUGUGAAAAUCAACAGUGCGUAUUGUCCCUUCUGUGAUGAAAAGUUUCAGAAUGAAUCCAAACACCUCCAGCACCUGAAGCAAAAACACUUGGUAGCGCCCACCAUUCAUGCUAUCCUCAAGACCGAGGCUUUCAAGUGCAUAUAUUGCAACGGUGUGUACACAGGAAAGGUCACCCAGCAGGCAGUCAUGCUCCACAUCCAGCGAUGCCGAUGUUCACCAAAACCACCACAACCACCCAAACCUGCAGUAGCACCACUGCAGCAGCCAAAACUGGCUCCGCAACUCAGUCAGCCACUCUAUUUUCUUCAAAUGCCACAAGGGCUGACGAUGAAACAAACUUUAGCUCCGGCUCGUCUGAUUCCAGCUGCGCCACCCCGUGCAGAGACUCCAGAGACAGAAGCGGAAAAGCAGUCCAAGAAGAGGCUGGAGGCUGCAUGGAGGGAGGUGAUUGAGGCCAACAAACGGGAGCGAGAACAAAAGGAGGCUAUGCGCAAGAAGCGAGAGCAGGAGAAGUUGUUGCCCCAGCCAGAGCCAGUGAUUCAUAUCGAUCCCAUGGUGAAGCUGGUGUUGGAGCCCACCACGGUGGAGCGCCGCUGCAGCGAGGAGCGCAGAGAAUUUAUAUCUAAGUACUUCAACCUGAACCCAUACGCGACUAAAGCAGAGUGCGAAGAGCUGUGCAAGAGGCUGAACCUCACCAAAGCAGAGUUGGCAGCCCUUUUCAGCAAGAAGCGCAGCAAGUGCAUGAAGAGUCUCAAGAGGAACUCGGCUGCCAUCCUCCUCGGCUUCAACAUGACAGAACUGAACAAACUCAAGCACAAUCUCUUGAUCCCUGAGCAGCAGCCACCUGCAGAUAUCGUAGAGGAGCAUUCUGACGACACCACAGAGCAGCAUCCUGCCGAUCCAACAGGACAACCGCCCUGUGAUACUAUGAAGCAGCUGCCUGCCGAAACCAUGGAGCAGCCACCUGCUGACCCAAAAGAACGGCUGCCGACUGAUACUAUGGAGCAGUCGCCCACCGAUACUAUGGAGCAGUCGCCUGUCGAUACCACAGAUAAGCUGCCUGCUGAUCCGACGGAAAAACCGCCCGCCGAUGCAACAGAGCAGAUGGAGCACAGUGAGGAUGGACCAGAGCCGAUGGAUGAAAGUGGAAAUGAGAAAGUUGCAGAUGGGGAACAGGUGGAGCAGAUGGAAAGUUAAGAAAUUAGCAAAAUAAUGCAAAUGCAGAUAUCCCUAAUUAAAAACACACAUACUCUAACAAUGGCCUUUUGUGUUGACAGAGAGAAUCUCAUCAUGCAGUGCAUACAAUGUAUUACCUAACGUACCUGUAAGUGAGGACAGUCUCUUAAUGUAGCCUGCAUCAAUAGUGCUUUGUUUGACUCCAGUAUGUUGUCAGUGGUCUGUAUCCGAAUUUCCACAUAAACACAGAGAACAUAAUGAAAAAAACAGAUGUAUUGUUUGUGAGAUAUGAUGGUGUCAAACUGUUGAGCUGCUGGUUACAAUCUCAUUUAACAAUGGCUACUGACUUUGACUCAAGCACUGAUUUGCUCCUUUUUUUUUUGCACCCUUCAUUUAAGCCUAUUUGUAAAAAUAGUGAUUUCUACAUCAUCGCUUGUCUGCUAAGAUUAAGACUUCAAGGCAUAGUUCAGAAUUUUUUCAGGUGUGGUUAUAUGAGGUACUUCUUCAAGGUUAGUGUAUUACAAACAGUGGAUGGCGGUCGGCAUGCCCCCAGUUUGGAAAAGCAGGCUGGAGUCCGACAUGGAAGCUAAACAAAAUCAACAUCAGUUUAAGUGUUUUCACUGCUUUUUCUUAAUGUCAGACUUUGUGGGAAAAUGAAGCCAUCAUAUAGCUAUCUUCAAAGCCAGAAUCCAUUGAGAAAAACAGUGAUUUAACAUCGCUGAUCACAGGAGGUGCUGGCCUACCGCUGCCUCUACCAGAUAGCUUGUUUGUGUUUAAGUGUGACUUUAGGAUUUGAUCAAUUUGGUUGUUUUUUGUUUGUGUUAUUAAGUGACUGGUGAAUCCAGACUAAUUAUUUCAAAGCAGCAGCGGACCAGCAGCUCCUAUUUCAAUAAAGGGAAAUCUUAAACUGAUAAAGUUUUUUUUUUUUUUUGGGGGGGGGGGGCUAAAAUAUGAUUUGUUGUUGGCUACUCCUCCACAUUAGUACACAGACUAGGGGCAAGAGACUGACAUCUACUGUAUGUAAUAGACUGACUGAAGUAACCCAUACAACCCCACCUCAAAAAAAA